Messenger RNA from Soboliphyme baturini, 327 nucleotides. The record is from the annotation of a GenBank genome assembly. Lineage: Eukaryota; Metazoa; Nematoda; Enoplea; Dioctophymatida; Soboliphymatidae.
AUGCAGAUGCAAAUUCAGCCGGUGCAGCGAAUGUCGUUCUCGCUGAACAACUGCCCCAAGGUGUUCGUUCAGCGAGAUUAUAGCAACGGGCUUACGGUGAAGUUCAGCACGAAACUUCCGCCGGAGUUGCAGGACAAAUUGGAUGCGAACGUUUUCGAAAAGACCGUGCAACAACUGAACGCUAUGUACGCCAAAGCCGAGCAGCUCACGGCAGAGUCUGUUUUCGAAAACGUCAUCGGUUGCUUGACUUGCUAUGUCACUCAUAUGUGUAUGACUUUCCAGUAUGAAAAGGUGCCGCAGCUGGUUCUCUAUUUCAUUUUAAAUUAA